UGUGGAAGUGGAAAGAAGAAAACACAAAACAUUAGACCACAAAACGAUUUUCCUGGCUAUUAUUCAAUAAUACAGAGACCGAAGUGUAUUAUAACCUCUUCCGUCGCGCUUCUAAAUCAAACCGUGUGGUCACCCGUAUCUCGGUCCCAAGUGGAGGUGGCAAUGCUGAAGAGCUACCGCGCGCGCGAUUCAAGUGCACGUGAAAGGAACGCCGUUCUAUAAUUUAAUAGCACUGCCCGCGUAGUGUUAUCUCUACCGAAAUCCGCGUGCUUUUUACAAAUGGUGCAAUUAUCAUGUUUUAUUUAAACCCAUAUAGAAUAGUGAACCAACCCAGAAUCGUUGCAGCUGGAAGCAUGCUAAUCGUUGCCAACUUCGUUUGAUUGGGAAAGGAAUUGAGUAUCAUACACAUAUACGAUUGUUUGUGUAGUUGUUUUGAUUGGCUCGAGUGGUGCCUUUCUGGCAAAGUGAAGUGAAGGAAAUCGGAAGAAGAAGAAACUGGAAGACGAAGAAGUACGUGCUUCCAUCAGCCGGAGGAAUAAAGUGGAAUUAAAUUAGGCGGAAGUGUGGUGAUAAAAGAAGAAACAAAAAGGAAUAAAGCAAAAGUGCAAAACCGAAGGCGAAUAAUAAAUCGCCGAAGAAAAGGAAAAAACGUGAACGGCAGCAGGAGUUGGUCCGGACAAAGUUUACGCAACCAUCAUGUCGGAGCACCAUCGAGGUGCUUGGGGAACCCGGGAGGACGCUGUCUGGUGGCCCGGGGGCAUUUCAUCGUCGGACCAGCAAACGAUCCAACACCAUCAGCAUCUACUUAAUCAACACCACCAGCAGCAGUUGGCCCAACAGCAGGCCCAGCUCCAACACCAGGUCGUACAGCAACAGCAGCAGCAGCAGCAACAACAACAACAACAGCAGGCCCACAGUAAUGACAAUGCCCGAAGCAAUAGUACAACGUCGACGUCCGCCACCCAGCAACUGUUUUCCUACAAAAUGGCCAACAGCUUUCAGAACCCGGUUACGACCAUAUCGGGCGUAACGGUGUCCACCUCCAAUUCCCCGUACGAUUACCGUCUCGGAAUGAGCACAGCAGGCGUCGUGUCACGACCCGGCGAUCCACCGACCAUGGCCAGUACGGCGCCGACGACCCAGUGGUGGUACCCCGGUGGACAGAACGCCCUCGACAACUCCCUGCAGCAACAGCAACAACAACAGCAGCAGCAGCAACAGCAACAACAGCAGCAGCAGCAGCAACAACAACAGCAACAUCAGGUACAACAACAGCAGCAGACGCAGCAGCAGCAGCAGCAACCGCAACAAGCCCGCAAUCAACAGACCUCCCAAUCGAAUCAAACACACGUGCAGGUGCAGAACAAUGCGGUUCAGAGCAAAAUUACCAACAACAGGCCCGUCAAGGACAAUAAACCGAGGGGGCGCAUGACAGCGUAUGCCUUUUUCGUACAAACCUGCCGCGAAGAGCACAAGAAGAAGCACCCGGAGGAGCAAGUUAUAUUCGCCGAGUUCUCGCGGAAGUGCGCAGAACGGUGGAAGGUGCUGAAGCAAAACAGCUCAUCUACGAUGUUGGACAAGGAGAAACAGCGCUUCCAUGAGAUGGCCGAGAAGGACAAGCAGCGGUACGAGCUGGAAAUGCAGAACUACGUUCCACCUAAGGGUACGGUGGUCGGCCGCGGCAAGAAACGGAAGGCAUUCAAGGACCCUAACGCACCGAAGCGAUCUCUGUCGGCGUUCUUCUGGUUCUGCCACGACGAACGGAACAACGUUAAGGCCCUGAAUCCGGAGUACGGCGUGGGAGAUAUUGCCAAGGAGCUGGGACGAAAGUGGUCCGACAUGGAACCAGAGGUCAAGUCCAAAUACGAGCAGAUGGCGGAGAAGGAUAAGGCGCGGUACGAGCAGGAAAUGACCGAGUACAAGCUGAAGUGCAAAAACGAACAGGGCGGUGGUGGUGGCACCCCGCUCAACCUCGGUGGACUGCAGCAAACCAGCCUCCAGAACCUGCCACAGCACGUACAGCAAGCGGCAGCGGCCCAACUGCAGGCGCAGGUCCAACAGCAGCUGGCGGCCCAGGCGGUGGCAGCGGCAGCCCAAGCGGCGGCGCACCACGCCGACGAUGACGAUGAUGACGUCGAUGAGGAUGAUAACGAGUAAAAUCAAGCUUUCGAUUUGUAUUAUAAAUAUUUUCUUACGAUGAUAUUAAGCAACCGACAACAACAACAACAACAACAACAAGAACAGCAACAGCAGCAGCAGCAACAACAGCAACAGCCACAACAACCGCAGGGAGGGGGACACUCUUCUCUGCUCACCAGUUUGAUCAAUCAUCGGCGACAGCAGCUGCAGCACCACAAGAAACCACCACCAGAGGAAGUAGAGCAAAAGCAUACGCAGAACAGCAACGGUGUCGAUGAGGAGGAGGAAGGGGAAGACGAUUCCGGCUCGGAACGGACGUCACCAUCGCCAUCGUCCAACUGAAACGCAACCACCAGCUCGCCCGGGGAAUGACCGGAUCCACUCUCGUUCGGUCAUUUGCCGGUGCUUGGGGUUUCGAUUCUGUUCCGGUGUGAGUGGGUAGGUGAGCGGGUCCGGAUUCCGCAGUCCGGAUGAGCUCUUAGGAAGGCAGGUUCUAGUAGGUGAAUUGGUAGCUCAAAAUACCAAACUUUCACUCGGUUGCAAACAUCUCAGACUACAGAGCAAAAAAAUAGCAGUUAGGAACUCACUUUAACGCAGAAUAACGUUUUUUCGAUACAAGGGACAGUUUCACCUUAUCAGAAUAAAUUUCACACCUUCACGACGCGGCAUUCAGACAGAUAUUCACAGUGACGACGACCAGCGAUGCCGUUGACGAUGUGAAAGUGGACAAUUGACGGUGAUAGGAAUCCCGGAACGGAAGAAAAAUCUUCGAGAAAACGCUUAAAUCAUAAGGACAUACAAAGCAACAGAAUUCGAAUAAAAUAAAAUGAAUCAUAACAGGAAAACACCCGGCGGAACAUCAUGAUCAUAUACCACAAUACCAACCAACCGAACAAGCAGCGAAGGAAAUAUUUCUCAAUACAAAGUGGGGAAAGAUUGAAAAUUACGAAAACAAAAACAAAAAUCGCAUCCAUCUCGAUGUGAGGAGAAAGAGAGUCUUCGGCACUGAAGAGAAUGAUGAUGUUGGUGAUGAACAGUUGAGAAUGAAUGGAAGAGAGAGGCUUCUAUCUGUAUAUUAUAUUGGAUUUUUGUCGUGUAAUAAGUGAGAAAGGGAGAACGAACAAGCGUUCGCGUACAAGUAGUUCUCAAUCGUCCAAAAAUUUGAUUUUGUUUUCUCUUAUUUUAUUUUGGUUUUUUGGAAUCUUUGCGUUGAUUGUGGGGCAUUUGAAGUUGUCGCCACAUAAUCAAUAGAAUGGAAAGAUCUCACCACUUCUUUGUCGUUGUUUUGUUGGAGAAAUGCAUUGCAUUUCUAAACAAACAUUUUUUUCAUUGCUGAUAAAUAACAGCACCGUGAUUUUUUCAAAUGAAAACUGUCGGUACUUCGAUGCUUUCGCCAACGAAAAACUAAAUCCCCAAACUCUUUUAUUCGCCAUUCGGAACAGUGAGCUGUUCUGCUUAUGCUGUGUGCUGCUGCGCCAUUGUGGUGACGUUCAAGAACGUUAAUCAAAAUAAUCCCCGUGAAUGAUCUUAUUUGUUUAUCAUCUACUCGUUUAAGGCUAAUCGUUUUUUUUUCCUGUCGCUGAAACACAUUUAUUUUUCUCCACAAACACCCGCCCUUCCACAUUUUGUACGUUGAUGUAGUUUUUAGGUGACCAACGCACUCACAAAUCUGCAGUUGCGCAUCAUUUUUUUUUUGUUUGUUAUCUUGGGGCGUUUCAUCUUGAGACGAUGCGUGCGUGAGUUGAGUGUACGUGCGUGCGAGUGUUGCGCGAUCAUUAAUCGGACAAAAAAUAAUGUACUAGAUUAGCGCCCAGAGAUUAGUUCAUUAGUUGAUAGAUUCGAAAGGGAAGGUAAGAAUCGUGAACAUAAAUACAUCUGGUUAGUAGAUUGUGAGAUCACGAUUAUGAUGUUGAUGAUGAAGAUAAUACGAGAGAAGUUAUUUCGUAGUGAAAACAAUAAUUAAGUAAAAAAGGAAAAACAUGAAAUCGCAAUUGAAAGUGGUUUUCGAUUUUUCUUUUUCAUAUUAAACAAAUCAUGAACUAUGAUUAGUUAUUAUUUUCCUGAGACGAGAAAUCUCUUAAAAAUAUAUUUUUGGACGAUUUAUUUUUGCUGAUAGAAUUUUCUUUAUUUUUUAUUAAUUACUGAAUACCUAAUGAUUAGAAUAAUGUUAAGUUAGUAGAGACCCUGAUAAGUUGAGAGUGGCGUGUGUGUGAAUGCGUUUGUGAGCAGAGAUUUUCGACGGAGCGAAAUCCACUGCAUGGCGAGUGAAGUAAAAACAAAAGAGGAUAAAAAAACAAAAAAGUAAGGGAAUUAUUUAGUAGUGUAAGAGUGCUAGCGAGAGACUUCCGGGUAGAACGGAAUGAGAAAUAGAAAAAAAAAUUGAACUUCUGAUGAAAAAAGACCGAAAGGUUAGAAUUACAACUAAAACGAAGGAGAAUAAGUGAAAUAAAUCGCAUUGAAUAAGAUACAAGUUUGAUCGUAAGUUUAGCUAACACGGACACACUUAUCUCUCAAUGUAAAUAUUAACGGCUGAAAAAGAAUAUCCUAGAAAUCAACAUCAGAAUUAACAGCAGAAACUCACAAUUACACACAACACACAUUAAAAGCAGUGGUAACCCAAUUGGGUUCCGGUCCGUAUAUAUAUUCGAAUGAAGCAAACCCAAAAUGCGUUACCCCGCCACAAUAUGAGUUCCCCAACGGGGGACUCUAUCCGACAUUUUUUUUUCUUUAAGAGUUUGACAGAUCGAAUGCUGGAAACAGAAAAUGAACAAAAUAUACUUAUAAAUAAUGGAAAACACGCAUUAUAAACAAAUUAUUACAAACAAAAAAGAAAAGUAAAUAAUUAACAAGUAAGUUUUAGUGAAAAUAAAAAUCCAGAUAAAUUAAAGCAAAAGUAAAAAUAGCGGGAUGUGGAGGAAGAUUCAGAUGUGAGUCGAAGCAAACACAAGGCAGAACACUCAGAUUCUUGCACUUCUCAAGCUAAGAACCGACAACAACAACAACCACAAGAGCAAGUUGAUGAUUCCCCAAAAGUAUUUAAAAAAGUACACACUCAAACAUACAAACAGAAACACACACCCCAUUCGUAAGUAAAAGAUGGCAAGAAAAGACAAAUCCACAGUUGUACUCUGCUGCAGAAAAAUGGUCGUUAUGACUGGACAUUCAUUUGAGAAACAAAUUUAGCGACCGGUAGAGGACUGAAUUGAACAGAAUAUAAAUUUACUGCUAUAAAUAGACUCCAGAACAUCAACUCGGUAGAAGAAUAAAAACAAAAGAAAACACACACAGACAAGAGAUACAAGAAACAAAUGGAAAGCAAGAAAUUCUAGAACGUUCGCUAGUAAAAAAAAGUCGAAGAAUACUACAUAAGAGAACAAAGCAAAAAACGAGAAAGACAAACGUAAAAAGAUUUAAAACUCAACAUAAAACUCACACACUCACACAAACACUUGAAACAAUAAGGUGACGAAACAUACAAACAAAAAAAAAACAAAAAGAAGAAGCAAAAAAAAACAAACGACAUCUCGAUCCCCUUCUUUUGUAUAUGUAAUACUGUACGUACGUUAAACACAUGUAAUUUUACUGAAGACAAAAUAAAAUGAAAUUAAUUGAAAAAAAAACUAAAA
This is a messenger RNA of Armigeres subalbatus, 5765 nucleotides long. Its product is annotated as high mobility group protein DSP1-like. The transcript has 7 exons. The coding region runs from base 697 to 2157 and encodes 486 amino acids. Gene Ontology annotation, molecular function: DNA binding, bending. Gene Ontology annotation, biological process: regulation of transcription by RNA polymerase II. Lineage: Eukaryota; Metazoa; Arthropoda; Insecta; Diptera; Culicidae. Gene Ontology annotation, cellular component: nucleus. The record is from RefSeq and is a predicted model, not a curated record.